Molecule: messenger RNA, 877 nt
Organism: Drosophila bipectinata
Lineage: Eukaryota; Metazoa; Arthropoda; Insecta; Diptera; Drosophilidae
Product: novel acetylcholine receptor chaperone
Biological process (GO): chaperone-mediated protein complex assembly; positive regulation of protein localization to cell surface
Cellular component (GO): endoplasmic reticulum
Source: RefSeq, a predicted model, not a curated record
CACUCAGCCAAGAUGCCCGCCUCCAACACGAUUGUUCUGAAGAGCCUCUCCGUGCUCUUGGGCCUGUUCUUCAUUUUCGUUGGCACCCUCAAGCUCACGCCGCACAUCAGCAAGGAUCUCUACAAGGACCUGCGCACAGAGUACGUGAAGUAUGCCAAAGUAUUCCCGCUCACUGCCCUAUUCGGAUUGAAAGUUCCCUCGAAAUGGUAUCGUCGCACCGUUGGCAUCCUGGAGAUCGUCUGCGGACUGGCCAUGGCUCUGAUUCCCUAUCACAAAGUCAAGAAUGCGGCCAACGUAACGCUGUUGGUGCUAAUGUUGCUGGGGAUCUACCAGCAUUGGAUGGUUAGCGAUCCCUUCGAACGUUCCGGACCGGCGCUGGUGUUCACCUUCAUGUUGGGAGGGCGACUGGUGGUCUGGUACCAGACCGCCCGCUUGCAGGAUGAAAUGACGGCGGCUACUCAGCCGCCAGCGAAUGGUGUCAAGCAGGAUUAGACGCCGCUGCUCCCAUCAAAUACUCAUACUCUUAGUCAUUCACUGAUCCAGCUUUGUUUUAGCACCUUAAGUUGGGCUCGACAACGAUUGGGGCACAAUCUUCGUUCAUUAAGGUCACCACAAUCAUCACUCACAUCAUUAUAUUCAAAUCGAAAUUCGUGUUUUCACUUUGGUGCCAAAAAUUAUCAUAUACAAGCUAUAAUACUGUAUGUAAUGGCAAAAGAUAUUAACUAAACACUGUAGAGCUACGGCAUAAAGACAAUGACCAGAACAAAAGAAAUGUAAUCAAAUCCUUUUUGUAACGGGCACUAGUCGAAACCAUCUAAAUUGCGACUUUUAGAAACAAUUUUAAUAAAUUUGAACAACUCAUACUUAUUUAAAUUAA